GCCGGCUCCCGGCCCUGAGCCGCUCCUCCGGCCCGGCCAGCCCCGGGGAGCCGAGCCUUUGCCGCCCCGGCCCGGUCAGCCCUGCCCUGCCCCGCCCCGCCCCGGCCGGGCCGCCCCGGCGGGCGGAAGAUGCUGCGCACCGGGGGCCGGUAGUACUAUGAUUUGGUAUGUGGCCGCUUUGGUAGCAAGUCUGCUCGGUGCCCGCGGGCUGCCCGUCCAAGGUGCCCUUGGCUCGAGGGAGGAGCCCGAGUUCGUGACCGCUCGGGCCGGCGAAAGCGUGAUCCUGGGAUGCGACGUGAUCCACCCGCUCACCGGGCAGCCCCCUCCCUAUGUCGGUGGAGUGGUUCAAGUUCGCGGCGUCCCCUUCCCCUUCUUCAUCAAGUUCGGGUUUUACCCUCGCAUGCUCGACCCGGAGUAUGCCGGUGAGCGGGCCAGCCUGCACGACAAAGCCUCGCUGCGCAUUGAGCAGGUCGCUCCGAGGACCAGGGCUGGUACGAGUGGCAAAGUGCUCAUGCUGGACCAGCAGUACGACACCUUCCACAACGGCAGCUGGGUCCACCUCACGGUCAACGCUCCCCCCACCUUCACGGAGACACCGCCGCAGUACGUAGAGGCGAAGGAAGGCAGCAGUGUCACCCUGACUUGCAUGGCAUUCGGGAACCCCAAGCCCAUUGUCACCUGGCUGAAAGAGGGAGACCUUUUGGGUGCCAAUGGCAAGUACCAGGUGAGCGAUGGGAGCCUGACGGUGCUCUCGGUCAGCCGUGAGGACAGGGGAGCCUACACCUGCCGAGCCUACAGCAUCCAGGGAGAGGCUGUGCACACCACGCGCCUGCUGGUGCAAGGACCUCCCUUCAUUGUUUCCCCUCCGGAGAACAUCACAGUCAACAUCUCCCAGGAUGCUCUCUUCACCUGCCAGGCCGAGGCAUACCCUGGGAACCUCACCUACCUGUGGUACUGGGAGGAGGAGAAUGUCUACUUCAAGAACGACCUGAAGCUGAGGGUGCGGAUCCUGAUCGACGGGACGCUGAUCAUCUUCCGCGUGAAGCCCGAGGAUGCCGGGAAGUACACCUGCAUCCCCAGCAACAGCCUGGGCCGCUCGCCCUCGGCCUCCGCCUACCUGACGGUGCAGUAUCCUGCCCGCGUGGUGAACAUGCCCCCUGUCAUCUACAUUCCCAUCGGGAUACACGGAUACAUCCGCUGCCCGGUGGAGGCGGAGCCCCCGGUGACGCUGGUCAAGUGGAACAAAGACGGACGUCCCCUGCGCAUCGAGAAGUAUGCUGGCUGGAACCUGCUGGAGGAUGGCUCGAUCCGCAUCGAGGAGGCAACCGAAGAUGCUCUCGGCACUUACACCUGUGUGCCUUAUAACGCCCUGGGUACGAUGGGCCAGUCCCCCCCUGCCCGACUGGUACUGAAGGACCCCCCCUAUUUCACGGUGCUACCAGGCUGGGAGUACAGACAGGAGGCAGGGAGGGAGCUGUUGAUUCCUUGCGCUGCUGCCGGAGAUCCCUUUCCCAUCAUCGCCUGGAGAAAGGUAGGGAAGCCCAGCAGGAGCAAGCACAACACGCUGCCCGGCGGCACCCUGCAGAUCCGCUCCCUCGGCAAGGACGACCACGGCGAGUGGGAGUGCGUUGCCACCAACAUCGUCGCAAGCAUUACUGCCAGCACCCACCUCACUGUCGUAGGCACAAGCCCUCACGCCCCGACCAGCGUCCACGUUGUGGCUGCCAUGACCUCAGCCAACGUCUCCUGGGAGCCCGGCUACGACGGUGGAUACGAGCAGACUUUCUCAGUUUGGAUGAAGAGAGCCCAGUUUGGCCCCCAUGACUGGCUGUCUCUCCCUGUGCCAGCUGGUUCCAGUUGGCUACUGGUGGAUACCUUGGAACCAGAGACUGCUUACCAGUUCAGUGUCUUGGCUCAAAACAAGCUGGGUACCAGCUCCUUCAGUGAGGUGGUCACUGUGAACACUCUAGCAUUCCCUGUAACAACUCCAGAGCCUCUGGUGUUGGUUACCCCACCGAGGUGCCUAACAGCCAACCGGACACAGCAAGGCGUCCUCUUGUCGUGGCUUCCUCCUGCUAACCACAGCUUCCCCAUCGACCGCUACAUCAUGGAGUUCCGCCUCGCCGAGAGGUGGGAGAUCUUGGACGAUGGCAUCCCAGGCACCGAGGGCGAGUUCUUUGCCAAGGACUUGUCCCAGGACACCUGGUAUGAGUUCCGGGUCCUGGCGGUCAUGCAGGAUCUCAUCAGUGAACCCAGCAACGUUGCUGGCGUGUCCAGUACAGACGUAUUCCCUCAGCCUGACCUGACGGAGGAGGGUCUGGCCCGCCCGGUGCUGGCUGGCAUUGUUGCCACCAUCUGCUUCCUGGCUGCUGCCAUCCUCUUCAGCACACUCGCUGCCUGCUUCGUCAACAAGCAACGCAAACGAAAGCUCAAGCGCAAGAAAGACCCUCCUCUCUCGAUAACACACUGCAGGAAGAGUUUGGAGUCCCCGUUGUCUUCCGGCAAGGUGAGUCCCGAGAGCAUCCGCACGCUCCGUCCCCCCUCAGAGUCCUCUGACGACCAAGGGCCCCAGGCCAAGCGGAUGCUGAGCCCCACCAAGGAGAAGGAACUCUCCCUUUACAAGAAGACCAAACGAGCCAUCAGCAGCAAGAAGUACAGCGUCUCCAAGGCGGAGGCCGAAGCCGAGGCCACCACCCCCAUCGAGCUCAUCAGCCGCGGGCCAGACGGCCGCUUUGUCAUGGACCCGGCGGAGAUGGAGCCCUCCCUGAAGACGCGGCGGAUCGAGGGAUUCCCCUUCGUGGAGGAGACGGACAUGUACCCCGAGUUCAGGCAGUCGGAUGAGGAGAACGACGACCCUGUCGUCCCCACCUCUGUCAGCGCCCUGAAAUCCCAGCUCACCCCUCUGUCCUCCAGCCAGGAGUCCUACCUUCAGCCACCAGCAUACAGCCCCCGGUUCCACCGGGCGCUGGAGGGUCCCGGCGCCCUGCAGGCCACUGGCCAGGCCCGCCCGCCGGCCCCCCGGGCAUUCCACCACCAGUUUUACGGUUACCUCAGCAGCAGCAGCCCCGGGGAGGUGGACCCGCCGCCCUUCUACAUGCCAGAAGUCAGCCCGCUCAGCUCGGUCAUGUCCUCCCCGCCGCUGCCCCCCGAGGGGCCCUUCGGACACCCCACCAUCCCCGAGGAGAACGGGGAGAACGCCUCCAACAGCACGCUGCCCCUGGCCCAGACCCCCACGGGUGGCCGGUCACCCGAGAACUGGGGCAGGGCCGAGUUCCCCUUCGGCGGCCUGGAGCCAGCCCCCGCGCCGUUCCCCCACCAGCUCCAGCCCUGCGAGGCGGCUGAGGGCGCCCAGCCUACCGGCUGCCUUCCUCGGGGGCCACCUCCCUCCUCCCUCCAGGUGGUCCCCGCAUCCUACCCGGGCAUCUUGCCCCUGGAGGCACCAAAGAGCUGGACCGGCAAGUCACCCGGCAGGGGCCAAUCCUCUGUGCCCACCACCACCAAGUGGCAGGACAAACCUAUGCAACCCAUGGGAUGUCAAGGGCAGCUAAGACAUACCAGCCAAGGUAUGGGCAUACCCGUGUUGCCUUACCACGAACCGUCCGAGCCCGUCGGCCCCAGCGGCACAAGCACAUUCAGCCUGGACACCAGGUGGUACGAGCCCCAACCCCGACCUCGGCCCAGCCCUCGGCAGGUCAGGAGGGCCGAGCCCAGUUUACAUCAGGUGGUGCUACAACCUUCGAGGCUAUCUCCUCUGACCCAAAGCCCCCUCAGCUCCCGCAACAGCUCCCCGGAGCUGACCGCCCGCGCCCGGCCCCGCCCGGGCCUCAUCCAGCAAGCGGAGGUGUCGGAGAUCACCCUGCAGCCCCCCGCGGCGGUCAGCUUCUCCCGCAAGUCCACGCCGUCCACGGGAUCCCCUGCGCCGAGCAGCCGGGGAGGCAGCCCCAGCUUCCGACCUACCACCGCCUUCACCUCCCUGGCCACCGGCUACUCCAGCUCCCAGGGCUCCUCCCUGCCCGUGGAUACCAUGGAUGUUUUCGGAGACAUCCCUUCCCCGGGGAGGGACGGCGAGGAGAUUCUCCAACCGGAGCCGACAUCCACCACGGUAGCUGCUACGGGAAAACGUCCAUCUCCACCCGGGGACGCUGCUGCACCUGAGAGGCUCGAGGCUCUGAAAUACCAGCGGAUAAAGAAGCCCAAAAAGUCAUCCAAGGGCUCCUCGAAAUCCAGAAAACAAGCCAAUGGCUCUGCCUCCCAGGUUCAGCACCUUCCCAGCUCUCAGGUACUGUGGCCUGACGAAGCUGUCUGCCUCCGCAAGAAGAAGAGACACCCUCGUCAGGACCCCUUCGCCCGCCUCUCGGCGCUGAAGGACGACCUCUGCCACCGGCAGCUCCCUGAAGACCAGACAGCCAUUCUCAACAGCGUGGACCACGACGACACCAGUGGGCAUGCCACCCUGCUUUAGCCCAGAGCUGGCCUGAGAAGGUUAAACAGGAGAGGGUGGAGGGAGCCAGCGCUGCGCCGGGGGCUGGAGCCUGGCCGUGCAAGGCUGUGCCACCGCCAGGGUCGUGUCCUUCCUCUUUGCCCUGCCCAGGAGCCCUGUGGUUUCCCCCUUGGUAAUGCUGUUCUAACUCUUCACCUGAAUGUAUUUCCUCUUCUGAGCACUUCAGGCAGGUGGCUGAUGGUUUUCUGGAUUGCAUAGGCCUUUUUUCUUUUCGGGGGAGGGGGGGGUUGCUGUUUGUGUUUUGGUUUUUUUUUGUGAGCAGGAAAGCUGUAGUCCUGUCUGGGAACAGCUGGGCUCGCUCUCCUGCUCUGCCUCCACUCUGACUGCGUGGCCUUGGGCAAGUCACUCAAACCUCUCUGUGCCUCAGUUCUCCCAUCUGUAAAAUGGGGAUAAAGUCAUAUCUGAGCACUUUGGACAAGCACUGGGUCACCUCCAGACCGCAAGUGCUGCCUAGAUGCUGAGUGCUAAUACCAAGUGAUCCCUCCUUGGAAAACACUUAGAGAAGUUUGUUUGUUGUUGGGUUGUUUUUGUUUCUGUUUCGUUUGAAGUGGUAAUCCCAACCACUGCAUCCAGGUUUGCACACUUCUUCCUCUGCGGUAAAGUGCUAAACCCUCCAGCCUGCCUGGGAAUAAAAGCACCAAGUGUCUCCUGGUGGAUAUUCCUGCUUUGAGUGGAUUCAGGCUGUGGAAGAAGCAUCAGCAGAAUCCAGGAGCCUGUAGGCAUGGGUUUGCCCCGGGCUCUCCAUUUGCAUAGGAAACUUUUGUUUAUUCCCAGGUGUUUUGAGCCGCUGGGGCCCCCCCUGCUUUUCAUGGUCUUCGACCUUUAAAGGCUGGAGCCGCAGCCCUCUCUCUUUCAGCCGUGUACCUGCCACGCUGCUGGAGUGGGGAAUCCCGCCCGGGCGCCUCCUGGAAGCAGCUCUUCCCUAAAAACCAUCCUUAACUCCUUCCCCCGCUAGACCGAGUUACCUCGCCAUAGACUCGGGCCGCGCUUUGGCAGACGGGCUCCCGCUUGGCACCCUCCUCGCUUCUCCCAGCCCUCUGGCUUCCGUUCAGGGGGUCGCUUCCUCUCUCCUCCCUGCGGACCUGGGACAUCGAAGCUGUGUCAGAUGAUGCCAAACGCUUCCCUCAUUUCAUCCCUGUUUGAACUCCGUUUCGCUUUGGUGGUUUGCAAACACAGCUGCUGCUGCUGCUUUCUUUUUUUCUUUUCCUUCUUCCCCCCCUUCCCCUUUUUGUUUUUUGUGCUGCAAAAUAUAUCUUGAUUUUUAUCUCCCUGG
Pogoniulus pusillus (Red-fronted tinkerbird) is the source of this 5774-nucleotide messenger RNA. RefSeq names its product immunoglobulin superfamily member 9B (gene IGSF9B). The record is from RefSeq and is a predicted model, not a curated record. NCBI's taxonomy places the organism in Eukaryota, Metazoa, Chordata, Aves, Piciformes, Lybiidae. Gene Ontology annotation, molecular function: protein binding. Gene Ontology annotation, biological process: cell-cell adhesion.